ACGGCUUUCGUGGCUACACUUUUACCGUUAUACUUACAUUCAUUUCAUUCGGGCCUCGGUCGCGACCCGCUCGACUGCUCAAACCCAACUCACCCCAAGUUAUCUAAUUAGCGUAAUUAACAAUCAUCUAAUUACUAAUAGGGUUUUCCUCGAUUUUGUUAUUGUUCAUGUUAGUUGCUCAGUGCGUGUGAGUCCACGGCGCGAACCGGCGUUUUUACGUAAACAACUAGUUGCCAGCUAGGCACCAUGUGGUUAUCACUGCCAUAUGCCAUCUAAAUAACCAGCAGCGCACAUAAUUUUCCUGUUGCUACAACAAAUUAUGGAUACGAGUGAAUGUUGUGUGUUCUUAUGAUAGUCCUUUCACAGUGAUAGGACCAUUUUUGGGACUUUUUUCUGUUAUAAGUGACCGAUGUUAUAGUUUUGAUGUUGUAAUAUUGUGAAGUGUUCAAAAUGGAUAAGAAACUGGACCUAUUGUCCUUGUUAGAGUCUGACUCGUGGCAGAGUCCGGAUGAUCUCCUGGAGAACAUCUUCUCUCUGGAGCAGGGGUCCCUCAACUUCCUUGAGGAAUCCUUGCCGGACUUCAACUUGGACCCUGACAGUGUGCCCCAGUCCUCUGAAGCUGUUAGCAGCUCAUGUUCAGAUAGUGGGCUUUCCAGUGAUCCUGCUGAGUUCGACUUCGAACAGCAGCUUUCCCCGUUCCUGAUCCAGAACUCCUGCGACGAGGACCUGACCUGCGCGGGCCUGGAGCCGACCAGCCCCGGCGCUGCCCAGGACGUGGUCAUCCAGGACUGCAGCGAAGCCUCCAACUCCAACGAUGCCUUCGACGUGCUCAACUUCGAGCAAAACGUCGUGCCCGGCUUCAUUAAUAAAAAUACAUUCCAAAAUGAAAAAGGCGGGAGGAAGCGGCGCCUCUCGCAGACGCCCCAGGCCGUGGUGCAGCCCAAGGUGCAGAAGCCUUCAAUCAAGAUCGCAGCCAAUGUGAAGCCACAACUGGUGGUCAAGUCGCAACCGCAGAAGCCUUUAAAAGUUGCCAAUAUACAGGUCAUCAACCCGCCACCAAAAGUAUACUGCAAACCCGUUGAAUCCGUCGCCCCCCAACGUAAAGUCAUCCGCGUGGCCCCCAUGGCCGGCAACCCCCGCUCCAUACUCCUCCCCGUCACCAUCAAAGACAUGAAGGACCUCAAGUCCAUCAAGAUCAUCAAUGCUGCAGAUUUGAAGAACGCCUCCAAUAUCAAGUUGGCAGCGGCAAAUCUUCUGUCUCAGAGCAAACGACAGGACUUCAAGGUGGAAUCUAGGAAUGACUAUGAAUAUGAGAAUAAUAAUAACUGCGAUGACUCCGGCACCGAGCACAGCGAGGACGACGACGACCACGCCCCCCAGAACAAUGGCGGCGGCUACCCGCGCCUGCUCCUCACCCCCGAGGAGCGCCGCCUCCUCGCCAAGGAGGGCAUCACCCUCCCCACCAGCUACCCCCUCACCAAACACGAGGAGAGGGAGCUGAAGAGGAUCAGGAGGAAGAUCAGGAAUAAGAUCUCCGCACAGGACUCGAGGAAGCGCAAGAAGGAGUACGUCGACGGGCUCGAAGACAGGGUUAAGCAGUGCACAGCCGAGAACCAAACCCUGAUCCGAAGGAUAAAAAUCCUGCAGUCGCAGAACCAGUCGCUGUCCGCACAGCUGAAGAGGUUACAGAACGUGCUGACGGGCGCGACGACAGCCGGCGGCAAGGCGCAGCCCGCCACGUGCCUGCUGGUGCUGCUGCUGUCCGUGGCGCUGGUGGCGCUGCCGUCCCUGCGCGACGACGUGCGCGCGCCGCACCACGCGCAGCCACAGCCCGCCGCCGCCGGCCCGCAGGUCCCCGCGCAACGAGCGAGGGCGUUGCUGCAGCACACUAAAAUGGUGCUGGACGAAGCCGUGAUCGACGACGGCGAGUUCAACAUGGAAGAGCUGAUCACCUUCAACCGUCACUCCGACCACGACUACCAGAUCACCAAGGCCGAGAUCCCCAUCCUCCCCGGCGGCUACCACGACCUGCCCAUCGACGAGGACUGGCCCCCCAACCUCAAGAAACGCAUGAAAACCAUACACUUCGACUACGACGACGGACAUGACUACCUCCCCCCUAUCGUCAAGCAGGAAAACUACGAAAACGCAUACAAAAUAGAUGCAAGAAUCGACGAAAUAGAAGACAACGCGUUCUUCACUAACACCCUCAUGUCUACAGGAAGGAAACUAGGCGAGCUGAUCGAUCUCUUCCCGCCCAUACCGGUCAAGAACGAAGACAUACUGGUCGAAGAGGUGUCCGAUUAUGAUACGAGAAAUAUCACAGAGGUCAAAAGCUUCAUCGUGAAUGGUGUGAACGGUAUUUAGUUUAGUAUACCAUAUAAGUUCCUACGCUUUAUAUUUAAAUCUUAUAUGGUAUUUCCGUUGCAUAAUUAUUUCUAACUUUAUAUUUUGUUACAAUAUAUUUUCUCUAUUUUUACUAUGAUUUUAUUUCGAUGAAAUUAUUCCUUGCGUUAGUGAGAUCGUAUGAUUUUAUUUAGGCUAAGUAUUAUCUCCAGAUGAAGUAUGAUAUUACGUAGAUGAAUUGAAAGAGUUAUUUAUUUAAGACUUCAAAUUAAUAUAAUGAUUAUAAUCUUAGAUCGUAUUAGAUAUAUUUUUACUUUGUUACGCAAUUUUAAUUUAAGGCAUUUUGUGUUAAAUUGGUGCAAUUAUGUGUUAAUCGGCGAGUAGUGUUAGCUAGGCUAGAGUAAGUUACAAUCUGUUCAGAUUCACUUUUAGGUGUAGUUCCGUUAUAUUAUAUUAUCUACUACUUACACGAUUGUUUAAAGUUUAUUUGUCUUAUUGAUUGGAAUGUGGAAGUUAGUCGAAAUAAACUGUACGAGUAACUUUA
This is a messenger RNA of Cydia splendana, 2890 nucleotides long. RefSeq lists its product as uncharacterized. Gene Ontology annotation, biological process: regulation of transcription by RNA polymerase II. The transcript has 9 exons. The record is from RefSeq and is a predicted model, not a curated record. The coding region runs from base 451 to 2367 and encodes 638 amino acids. Gene Ontology annotation, molecular function: RNA polymerase II cis-regulatory region sequence-specific DNA binding; DNA-binding transcription factor activity, RNA polymerase II-specific. NCBI's taxonomy places the organism in Eukaryota, Metazoa, Arthropoda, Insecta, Lepidoptera, Tortricidae. Gene Ontology annotation, cellular component: nucleus.